Saccharomyces mikatae IFO 1815 is the source of this 1686-nucleotide messenger RNA. It is a transcript of the gene MRH4, whose product is annotated as ATP-dependent RNA helicase. NCBI's taxonomy places the organism in Eukaryota, Fungi, Ascomycota, Saccharomycetes, Saccharomycetales, Saccharomycetaceae. Gene Ontology annotation, molecular function: ATP binding; nucleic acid binding. The coding region runs from base 1 to 1686 and encodes 561 amino acids. The transcript has a single exon. Gene Ontology annotation, cellular component: nucleolus. The record is from RefSeq and is a predicted model, not a curated record. Gene Ontology annotation, biological process: maturation of LSU-rRNA from tricistronic rRNA transcript (SSU-rRNA, 5.8S rRNA, LSU-rRNA).
AUGUUACUUUUCUCUAACUCGGCAGUUUUGCCACGGUGGUGUUGCCCCAUGUUUCUAAAGAUGGGCGUGCGGUAUUAUGCUGGAGGCCCGAGGAUAAAACAUAAAAGAAACUCUCCAUUAGCUUCAGUGCCUUCAAGUAAUAGUAAUAAAGGCAGCAAACAGAAAGCUAAAGGCAAAAAAAUUAACAAGAAGAGUGAUCCCGACCAGGCAUUCAAUUUUGGACAGUAUGGCGGGUUAAAAAAAGAUGUUGACAUAGAUAUGAGUGAUGCUAGUAAACUGAUUCAAAAGAUAUCAAAUUUUGAUCAAUUGCUCAUAUUGCCAUCUGUUAGGGACGCUGUAAAAGAAAUUAUCUCCAGCGAAUCUUUGAAACUCCAAGAUGAGAAAAAAAAAGUAAGUAGGAGUAUAACACCAAGUCCUAUACAAACUGUGGCCAUCAAAAAGAUCUCCAAGAAUUUGAUGGACCCAAAACUACAACUACAUGCUAUUGCCGCGGAAACAGGUUCAGGUAAGACCAUGGCCUACUUGAUACCUUUGAUAGACUAUUUGAAAAGGCAGGAGUUAGAAACUCCACAACUAUGGGAAACGCUAAGAGAAAAAACCUUGAUUCGCUCCAUCAUACUUGUACCUACACAUGAAUUGGUUGACCAAGUAUAUGAAACCGUCUCCAAGACGAAAUCCUCUUUGGGUUUAAACUCAUUCAAAUGGGAUAGGGCCACAUCGUAUCACGAUUUAUUGGAGAAUAUAAAGAACAGAAUAGAUAUUCUGGUUACCACCCCAGGAAAGCUAUUAAACCUUUUUUCCAUUAGAAUGAUUACUAGACCUGAUAAAAUCUUGUCCAAAGUCGGCUUCGUAGUACUGGAUGAAGCUGAUACUCUUCUGGAUAGAUCAUGGCUUGAGGAAACCCACUCCGCCAUAAAAAAAAUUCCUAACAUUAAUCACCUUAUUUUCUGUUCUGCUACCAUUCCUCAAGAGUUUAACAAGACAAUGCAAAGACUUUUCCCCACGGUAAUUCCUAUAAUGACACCUAGACUGCAUAAGCUACCAUUUACUUUGGACUUUAAAGUUAUAAAUUCUGCUUUAAGCCCUUUCAAGGGUUCUAAAAUUAAGGCACUGGCUCAAACUCUAUAUGCCAUUUCAAAUGAUGAUACUGAACCAGGGUUCGAAAAAAGAUGUAUCAUCUUUGUUAACGAAAAAAAACACGUGUCCGAAAUUGUGAACCUGUUAAACAACAAAUUUGGUCACAAUGCCUUUGGUUUAACUGGUGAAGAUACUUCUGAAGAAAGAUCGGAGAAAAUUAAGCCCUUUUUAUCAGCACCCAGGCCACUUUCGGAAAUAGCUCCUUCAAAUGCUUCAUCAGAAACUUCUUGGAGAAAACGUGAAAUUCCUGAUUCUAACAUCGUCAUUGGAGAAAUGAGAAGGACAAAAUCAGAUGCUGGUGUUCCCACAAACAAGUCCAUGCAUGUACUUGUAACCACAGACCUUAUGGCAAGAGGGCUUAAUUUCAAAGGUGUACGGAACGUUAUUCUCUACGAUGUACCUAAAACGUCAAUAGAUCUGAUCCAUAGAGUGGGCAGAACUGCUAGAAUGAAACAAGGUGGCCGCGUAUUUAUGUUAACUGACAACAAAACAAAAUCUUGGGCCAAGGCUCUUCCCAAGAUAAUCAAAAAGCAUCAAAGGUUAUCAUGA